Messenger RNA from Syngnathus acus (greater pipefish), 3067 nucleotides. RefSeq names its product IQ motif and ubiquitin domain containing (gene iqub). Gene Ontology annotation, biological process: cilium assembly. Gene Ontology annotation, molecular function: protein binding. Bases 306 to 2768 code for a protein of 820 amino acids. Gene Ontology annotation, cellular component: acrosomal vesicle; motile cilium. The record is from RefSeq and is a predicted model, not a curated record. Lineage: Eukaryota; Metazoa; Chordata; Actinopteri; Syngnathiformes; Syngnathidae. The transcript has 11 exons.
GCGAUCAUGAACUAUCACCCACCUCCUUUGAAAUCAUACAUUGCAUUUAAUUCAUUGAAAAUGGAUUGGAUCCCAUUUCAUUUCUGAUUGGCUUUCCUAAUUCGUCAUCAAACCUGACACCACAAACUACGUCACGUUUUGUUGCGACCUUGGCAACGAGCUAAUAAAGAAGAGGGGGCGGGAGUCUUGCCACGUCAUUACUAUGGCAACGUGUAAACGCAAACGUCGCGUGGCGUGGUGUCGAAUGCCACUGCUCGAAGUCGACAGCUCGCUAAGUCGUGACUGACUGCAAAAGUUCAAACAAAAUGUCAGACGAGGAGGUGGACACCAUCAUUCCUCCAGAAUCACAAGAGAACCAAGGUGAACCACAAGGCGAGGAGAACCAGGGACAAGCAGGCGAGGAGCGUAAGGAUGAAGCAUUGCAAGAGUCAGAGGACCAAGGAGAACCGGCAAACGAGGAGGAGUCCUUACCAGGAGUAAGCACCUUUGAGGAGCCAGGAGAACCGGUAAAUGAGGAGGAGCCCUUACCAGGGGUAAGCACCUCUGAGGACCAAGGAGAACCAGUCAAUGAGGAACCCAUACCAGGAGUGAGCACCUUUGACCGCCAAGAAGAACCAGUCAAUGAGGAGGAGUCCUUACCAAGAGUAAGCGCCACUGAGGAGCAAGGAGAAGCAGUGAAUGAGGAGGAACGAGCAAAGGGGACCUUACCGGAGGAAGACCAAGGACAACCAGGGGUCGAGAACGAAACCUUGCCAGGAGCAAGCACAUCUGAGGACCAAAGGGAACCACGGAGCAAAGUGGAACAAGGGAAUGAGCCCUCGUCACAAGUCAAAACCUUAGCGGACCAAGGAGAACCAGGGAACGAGGAUGAGAUUUUCUCCUCAGAGGACCAAGCAGAACCACGUAUGGAAGAGGAUCAGGCGGCUGCAGCAGUAAAGACCUCAGAUGGAGGGCAAGAGCGGCGCCUCUCGGAAUCUCCCAGUUCCGAGCCGCACGGUGCCGUCGCUGCGGGGACGACCACGUCGUCAGAGCCGCCGGGCGCCCGUGCCGAUUCGGAGCAGGACGACAAUCCCGACGUCAUCAAUGUCAGCCUGAUAAGCGACGACAACGCGCCGACCGACGUGUCGGGGGGCGGCGGCGGCGGGCCUCCCCCCGCCCCGCAGAAGGCCUUCCUGGGCGGCUACAGGCACAAGCUGACCGGCACCGAGUACCACCACGCCGCCUCCCAGACCCCGCGCAGGGCCCGGCCCGGCCGAGGCGUGGACGUCGUCAGCCGAGACGCGCAGACGGCCGAGCAGGUGCUGCAGGCGCAGCAGUGCGACUCCAGCGUCACCACGCAGAUGACCAGGGUGGGCUGCUACAUCUCCAACAUGAAGGACAGGCUGCUCAGCCCGGGCCACUACAUCACCGCCGACGAGUAUCACCACACCCGGCUCAAAGCUGUGAUCCGUCUGCAAGCGCACACCCGGCGCUGGCUGAGCUGCCGGGCGGUGGAGCGGCUGCGGCGGCAGCGCGACCGCCGUCUGGCCUGGCUGGACCUUCAGGAGCGCAGGAGGCACGAGGAGCGGGCCGAGCAGCUUCAGGACAGCCACAGCCGCUGGAUGCAACCGCAGAAGAGGGAGGACCUCAACUUGCUCUACAACGCGCUGGAGAAGUGCGGAGCGACAAGGAGCGUCAGAUCAACGCCACGCUGGCGGGGGGCCGAGAGGAAAGCCGCCCUGUGGCUCGCUCCUGGAGCAGGAGACGCAGUAAUCAGCCACCAUCGGACGCCACGGCAUCGCCAUCAGGAGCAACAACUACAACAAAGGCGUCAGGAAGUUCCUGGACAAGUCGUCGACGGCGCACCGGUGGCGGGCGGCGGACGGCCGCCUGAUCGAGAUGGACACGCCCGACACCAUCCGAGCCCGCGAACUGGGCGACCUCUACGACUGCGUGGCCAUGUCGCCCGUCAGCCCGGAGCAGCGUCUGGACAUCCUCCUCUGCCUCAAGCAAACUGUGGAGGAGCACCCGUGCCCGCUGACUCGAGACAUUGCGGAGCUGAUCGGCAGGGAAGAGGACCUGAUGAGGCGGCAGGUGAAGGAGGCCAACCUGGAAGGGCUGCGCAAGAGGCUGUGCACGUACUUCCUGCAGUUCAUCCGCACGCCGGGUUUCAACCCGGAGGUGGCCAAGCACCUCAAAGUGCCGCAGAGCGCGGCGCAGCUGAAGAACGACGUGUUCCUGUGCCACGGCUGCCAGCGCCACCUGGGCUCGGCCCACUUCCGCUCCUGCGCCCGCUCCCGCCUGAGCCGCCGCUGCCUGGACUGCACCCGGCUCAGGAACAUCGCCGGCAGCCGCGACGACUUCUCCUGCUACAAGUACAUGCUGAAGCGGCUGAGGGACGCCGAGCUUCUGCUCAACAAGGACAACAUCAUCCCUUUCAUCCUGCAGGUGGAGGACAUCCAGUACCUGGUGGAGGUCAUCUGGGGGUCCCACUCGGCCCUGAGCGGCUGCAGCGACCUCAACAGCUUGGUCCUGGUCCGCUGGGACCGCCAGAAGGACUGGAGCCCCUGGAACUGCGUCCUGCUCUGCAAAGACGAGACGGACGCUCACCUCCUGGUGGAGGACUUGCUCAAGGUGUAACGACGUUGCCCGUGGUCCGCAGCGUGGAGCACAAACACCUGUUGGCGCGCCGCCACUACAACCAGAUACCCACCAUGGUCGCCCACUCGGCCAAAGCCGCCGCCGCCGCCGCUGCCGCCGCCCAGAAGCGCGGGGCCCUCAGGAAGUGAAAAAGCGCCGCUGCUUUUCAGCCUUCGCCGCUGCCGUGCAGCCUUUUCGCCCGCAGGGGGCGCCGCGUGACAGCACCAACUCAUUUUACAAGCAAAUGAUGGGCGUCAUUUUCCCAAAAUGGAAUCCACUUAUGAAUUAUGGACAAGUCAAACGUAUGCCACAGCAUUUUUGUUUAUAUUCUCGAGGGUGGACUGUCGAGGGAAUGAAAAAAACACCCGACUGGUAGUAUUUCAUUUCAGAAACAAGCUUGCUCACAUGGAGAGACUACUUGCAUACAUAUAUAAACAUAUAUAUAUAU